Pieris macdunnoughi is the source of this 2016-nucleotide messenger RNA. NCBI's taxonomy places the organism in Eukaryota, Metazoa, Arthropoda, Insecta, Lepidoptera, Pieridae. The record is from the annotation of a GenBank genome assembly.
AUGGGGCAAACGGAUCAGUGUCUACCGACUUGUAACCUGGAAUCAAACCCAGAACGUUUCGGCGUGGUAGACAAGAGGUUCUGCGUCGAAGGUGGCUCCCGCUGCGGUAAAGGCGAAGGCCUAUUUGUUUUCGCAGCUGAGGGUGCAAGGGAAUUAACAGAACUCCUCAAUAUGUACAGCCACGAAGCACAGUCCCGACUUAGCAUGGCAUCCAGAAGUGGUUCAGUCUUAGAAAAGCGGUAUUCCGAUACGAGCUCAUGCAUGGACGACUGUUUUAAUCAGUCUAUGCGCUCUGUGUCUCCGUCGUGGGCUGGUCCUUCGAGCCAGACUAUGCAUUGUCUAUCUGGACACCUGGAUCUCGACUCAAGUAUGGAAGAAGAUAAGUUCCGGAGACCGACGUCCUUACCCAGGUGCUCCAGUUGUGUUGGCAAGAUCAGUCAUUUAGCGAGGUCAUCAACAAUAAAUACACCAGGUUCCAUGAUGUCUCCCGUCUGGACCAUGGAUAAUAUUAUGGAGAAACGUUCGGAUUCGGACCGGGCAUCGAUUUACUCUCGUUCAAGUGGCAGUGCCUCUGAGUAUUCAGUGCCACGCUGCCUUUUGGACAAAAGCUUCGAUUCAAAACGUGGAAGCCCAGUUGCUUGUUGUACACCAAUGGUACCUGUGAAAACUGGGAACUCCUGCCAAUGCUGGCAACUGCCUAAGCCGUGCUGCUGCCGAAAGAAAACUUUCAACGGACCAUACGAGAACUACGAUGUACCAAAGACCCCUAUGCCGUUAAUACAGGAACACCCAGCAGAUGUUCACGCUGAUGCGGCAAGCUUAUACGAUACACCAAAGAAACUUAAGUGUCUUAUUGGACAAACAUGCGGUUGCAACCAUAACGAAACCAAAAACGACGAUAACCAAAACCCUGUAGAGUCUUGUGAUAGCGCUAACGAUCAUUCCAAUUAUGUCAAUGUCACUCCAGCGAAACCACAGAUUGAUCUUUCGAAUUAUGCAAACAUAGAUAGAGCCACGUUGGAUGAAUUUGAAAAUUCACUUCGAAUUUUACGAAGCGCAGGAUUCAGCCAGGAAGAAUUAGACGCGCUAGAAGACAUACCCGAACAUGACAACACUCACACAACCGACUGUUGUACUGAUCACUUAAAUUACAUGCAUAUGGAGCCAUUAGAAAACAGCUCAUCCAGUAAUAGCAAGAAUCUUUCAGACAAUAUUAGCAGAAUUAGUCACGUAUCAGACCCAACGCACUCAGAAACAGAUAACACAAUAAGCACUAGGCGUUCUAGCUCUGCGGACUUCACUAAACGACUCGACGACGACCUCAAUCCCAGCAUUUGUUUCACGCCAACUGUCAUCCGGCGAACGUCUAAAACAAACCGAAUCAACGAAGGCAUUCCAGUUAAAGAUGAUUUCAAAGUUCCUGAACCGAAAACCGAAAACAUUUUAGUCGCACGUUUCCGCGAUGCAGUUAAAAUUAGACGAUCGUCCAGUGUUCCGAGUAAAUCGGAUAAAAAUAGGGAUUCGUCCAGUUCAAACGAUUCCGGAGUAUCCACCGGAUCGCUGAAGCACCACAGGGGUGAUUUUAAUGAGUUUGAGAUGCCCGUAACUAAUUCGAGGUCCUCGAAGAAUCACAUGAGAAAUAAACAGUUCAGGGCCACAUUGACGCCCGUGCACGCGUCCUUUGUGAAGUCGAGUUCAUCGGAUCCUCUGAAGAAUUUGACCUUUCAAUUCGAGGAAGUUGCAACUAUGGCCAAAUCCAACUCUUGUGACGUCGACACCUUAACGAGGCGGAAGAAAAGAAAUGGUGACACAGAUUCAACAGCACGUCACAGUCAAAUGACGAACAAAAGCACAUCGAGCGGAGCAUCUGACACUUCAGAUUACAUGGAGUCACUCUCUGUCAGCUCUUUCUCUUCUUGCGACGUAUCUGCUGAUCGCCAUUUAACAAGACCGCGUUCAGGAAAGGAAUACGCGAGCAUCGACCGCGCCGUCUUAGCAAGCGUCUGUGACAAUUGA